GCUGGUGUGUUUGUUCAUUUUUUGCUUUCAUUUGUGGUCAUCGAAAAAAAGAAUCAAAAAGUUUUUUCGAAUUUUUAAUCUAAACUUUGAAUUGAAAAAUUAAAAAAAAAAUGUUGAUCAAAACUAUUAGCAGCAAUCUUCGAUCGAUGAUUUCAUCACGAUGUGGACAAUUGUCUCAGCUACGAUCAUUAUCAUCGGUAGAAAACAUGGGUCUUGCUGAACCAAAACAUGGCCGUAAAGAAACCGAUGAACAAUUCGAUCAACGUUACAUUCAAUAUUUUAGCCGACCAGAUAUAGAUAAUUGGGAAUUGCGUAAAGGUAUCAAUGAUUUACAUGGUAUGGAUUUGAUACCCGAACCACCGAUUAUUAUUGCUGCACUUGAAGCUGCACGUCGUUUGAAUGAUCAUUCAAUUUGUGUUCGAUUUUUGGAAGCCUUACGAUGGAAAAGUCGUUUUGAUAAAAAUAUUUAUCCAUAUUUGAUUCAAGAAAUUCGUCCAACAUUGGAUAAAUUGGGUAUCAGUACACCAGAAGAACUUGGAUAUAAUGAACCUGAAUUGGCUAUCGAUGAUUGUUUUGAUAAAUAAUUAAGUAAUUAAUUUUAAUUGUAAAAUGUACUGUGUGCUUAUUUGUUUUGUUCUUAAAUCAUUAAAAAAAACAUAUAUAGCUUA
This is a messenger RNA of Dermatophagoides pteronyssinus (European house dust mite), 668 nucleotides long. RefSeq names its product Cytochrome c oxidase subunit 5A (gene COX5A). Gene Ontology annotation, cellular component: mitochondrial inner membrane; respiratory chain complex IV. Gene Ontology annotation, biological process: mitochondrial electron transport, cytochrome c to oxygen. The record is from RefSeq and is a predicted model, not a curated record. Lineage: Eukaryota; Metazoa; Arthropoda; Arachnida; Sarcoptiformes; Pyroglyphidae.